CUUGCGUCAUCCUUAAUAAAUUAAAAAAGAUGAAAUUGGAAGGACUUGUAGGUUUUGUUACCGGAGGUGCAUCUGGGCUCGGGGCCGAGACUGUAAAGCAACUUGUUGCAGCAGGAGUUAAGGUUACAUUUGGUGAUCUAAACUCUGAGAAUGGAGAGGCUCUUGUAAAGGAAUUAGGUGAAGAUAAGGCCAAAUUUUUAGAACUUGACGUCACUGAUGAGAAGGCUGUGGAAGCUGCUAUUAAAACUUGUGUCGAUACUUUUGGUGGUCUGCAUAUUGCAGUCAACUGUGCUGGAAUUGCUGCUGUUGGCCAAACUAUUACUUCUAAAUCCAUGAUGAGUUUCAGCACAAUGAGACUUGUUACAGAAAUCAAUGUAUUUGGUACAAUCUAUGUAGCUGCUCAUGCUGCCAAGGCCAUGUCCAAGAACAAGCCAGUCAAUGAUAGAGGAGAAAGAGGAGUAAUCAUUAAUGUAGCUAGUGUGGCUGCUUAUGAAGGACAAAGAGGACAGGUAUCUUACUCUGCUUCAAAGGGAGCCAUUGUUGGAAUCACAACACCAAUGGCUAGAGAUUUGGGAAGAUUCGGAAUUAGAGUUGUAGCCAUUGCUCCUGGCACCAUUAUGUCUCCUAUGCUUGCUGCUCAAACUGAUAAAAUGAAGAACCUUCUCUUGAAGGAUACCCCACUCGGAAGAUUUGGAGAAGCAGAUGAGUUCGCUCAUAUGGUCAGAUCAUGCGUAGAGAACUCCUAUCUCAAUGGAGUCACUCUAAGAAUGGAUGGAGGAACUGUUCUUUCUUACUCAUAAAUAAGAUUCGAUAUCAAAUUCCCAAAAAGAUUUUUCA
This is a messenger RNA of Moneuplotes crassus, 837 nucleotides long. NCBI's taxonomy places the organism in Eukaryota, Ciliophora, Spirotrichea, Euplotida, Euplotidae. The record is from the annotation of a GenBank genome assembly.